AACGAUGAGGCCAAUUACUCUGCUCCUCAAUUUUCGCGUCUGUAUCGGUCUUGUGCACUUAUCCUUCUUGUUGCUUGUCGUGACCCAAGCUCGCGCUGCAUCAGUGCUACAAGACAUCCAAACUCUAGCGCAACGAAGAGCUUCCAUCAUCGUUUCGGGAGCUACCAACGCUGCUUCUAUAACAAGUUGGUUGUCAACUCUCGGUACAGACGGCAAAUGGCCUGAUUCAGAGAUCGACUAUACCACGGGUUGCUCUGCUCAGACAGGGAGUUGGCCUGCACAAGAACAUUGGGAGCGCAUAGUGACUUUGUCUAGUGCAUGGCAUGGAGGACUCAAGGGCGCGACACAAUUGGCCAAUGAUACCGACCUUCGCGAUUCCAUCUCUCUUGCCAUGGGCUUCUGGUUCGAGAACGACUUCACAGACCCCGCUUGCAUCGACUCAGGUGGCGACGCGAGCUGUCCCUGCGGAACGAGUGGAUUUUGGAACAAAAAUUGGUUUGCCAACAUCAUCGGGAUUCCCAGUUUCGUCGGUGAAUCCUGUCUCCUGUUGAACAAUACCCUACUACCCACGGAACUCAGCAACUGCACACACAUGACUUCGCGCGCCUACGCCACAUUCUCGACCGGCAUCAAUGGGGUCAGUUCAAUUACAGGAGCGAAUACAUUGGAUAUCGCAAGCAUCGGUGUCGACCUUGCCUUACUUACGACCAAUCAAUCAUUGUUGCAAGACGCUUUCGAUCGAGUUCAUAACGAGGUAGUCAUCGAGAACGCGACCUCCGCGGACGGCAUCCGUCCAGAUGGCUCUUUCGGCCAACACACGGGCAUGUUGUACAAUGGGAAUUAUGGGAAGGACUAUGCCAACGAUGUGUUCGACUUUGAGCUUGAGGCUGCCAAUACGGCCUUUCAAGCAACGGAUGCAUCGAGAUCCGCUUUCGAAACUCUUUGGGAGGGAAACGCUUGGAUGAUAUACCGAAAUACCCUUACGAAUGUGCUCCACUGGGACUUCAGCGUCUUGGGCCGCUUUAUCAGUUUCCCCGUCGCUGACAACCAGGCAACCGAAAAUCUCAAGACGAAUAUCACCCAAUUGCAAGUCCUUGCUCAAGAAUGGCAGUCAGAGUCGUUAACGAAAGCCUUCAAUCUUCUCUCUGAGAAUACUACGACCGCGAAUUCAGGGCCUCUCCUCGGUAAUCGCAUGUUCUUUGACAACGACUACAUGGUACAGCGAGGAUCAGGUUAUGCUGCCACACUAAAGAUGUACUCGAAACGCACCAGGAACACAGAGUGCACCAACGAUCAGAACCCGCUCGGUUUCCACCUUAGCGAUGGUACCCUCUACACCUACAUUUCCGGUGACGAAUAUGAAGAUAUCUUCGCUGCGUGGGACUGGAACCUUAUUCCGGGCACUACAGUCGAUUACGGCGCCACCGCACUCAACUGUACAGGCGCAGGGCAUGCAGGUACGCAGACCCUCGUGGGUGGCGCUUCAGAUGGGACCUUGGGAGUGGCAGCGAUGCGCUACGAGACACCGACCUCGAAAACAUUGAACUGGCGCAAGACGUGGUUCUUCCUCGACGACGAUGUGCAGCAUGUCAUGGUGGCACGUAUCAUCUCUACGACGGAUGCCCCUGUGUUCUCCGUUCUUGACCAACGCAGACAUACCGGCGACGUCCUUGUUGAUGGUGUCACACAACAACCGGGGAAUUUCAGCGGCGUACAAUCCUUGUGGCACGGUAACGUCGGCUAUACAUUUAACUCCUCAAACACCGCCGUAUCUCUUUCCGUCGAUUUUGGAGAGCGAACCGGAGACUGGUCGACCAUUGGGACAUCCUCACAGGGGGUGGAAACUGUCGAUCUCUUCUCAGCAUGGCUGUCCCACAGCGAUCUCACCGCGGACGUCGAGUAUACCAUCUAUCCCGCCACCACUCCUGAGACCUUCUCUACCAAAUCAUCCUCAUCGCAACUCCAGACUAUUCGUAACGACGGCUCCAUCUCCGCACUCCUCGAUGCUGCAAACAACGUAGCCAUGUUCGUAUUCUGGGAGACGGACGGGGGCAAGACGACAAUUCCAUCCGUAAAUGGAACAGCGCCCAUUACCGUCGAGUCUACGGGUAGCACUGCGGUCAUCGUAAGGAUGGACAGCUGGAACGUUACUAUUUCUGAACCCACACAAUUGUUGAGCAAUGCUACACUAACCUUCACGCUCGGAUCGGGUUCUUUACCUCCAGCAUGGACUGGCCCGAGCACGACUUCCGUCUCUUUCACACUUCCAUCCGGCGGAUUAGCCGGAGCCAGCAUAUCGUCUGUGCUCUUCCCUUGAUGAAUAAGUGCAGUGCAGAUUAAUGUCUGCAUCUCGAAGGAUCAUGCAUCGUGCCCUGUCGUUUCGCUCCCACAUUG
Messenger RNA from Stereum hirsutum FP-91666 SS1, 2394 nucleotides. RefSeq names its product polysaccharide lyase family 8 protein. Gene Ontology annotation, cellular component: extracellular region. NCBI's taxonomy places the organism in Eukaryota, Fungi, Basidiomycota, Agaricomycetes, Russulales, Stereaceae. Gene Ontology annotation, biological process: carbohydrate metabolic process. Gene Ontology annotation, molecular function: carbohydrate binding; lyase activity. The transcript is spliced from 9 exons. The record is from RefSeq and is a predicted model, not a curated record. The coding region runs from base 5 to 2317 and encodes 770 amino acids.